Periophthalmus magnuspinnatus is the source of this 1045-nucleotide messenger RNA. RefSeq names its product COP9 signalosome complex subunit 9. The transcript is spliced from 3 exons. Gene Ontology annotation, biological process: negative regulation of protein neddylation. The record is from RefSeq and is a predicted model, not a curated record. The coding region runs from base 83 to 256 and encodes 57 amino acids. Lineage: Eukaryota; Metazoa; Chordata; Actinopteri; Gobiiformes; Gobiidae.
GGCUGUCAGUGUUUUUUGUUUCACAUUGAACUCAAGUAUCUAUAAACCUAUACCCGUGAAAGACCGGCUCAGUCUAUCAGACAUGAAACCUGCGGUGGACGAGAUGUUUCCCGAAGGUGCUGGACCAUAUGUGGACCUGGACGAGGCUGGGGGAAGCACAGGACUGCUCAUGGACCUGUCCGCCAAUGAAAAGGCAGUGCAUGCAGACUUCUUCAACGAUUUUGAAGACCUGUUUGACGACGAUGACAUCCUGUAAGAGAAGCCGCACAUCCUCUGUGCGUUGAUAGACCGUAUUCAACCCUCUUUCCCCUCUUAACUUUUUGUGGGCGCCAAACCCGGCAUUUUUUGCCCUAAUAACAUACAAUUUGGCUUUCAUGGUUGUCCCAUUUCUGCCGGGUUUUAAAGCAGCCUUGAAAAAAAUGGCCACAAGAUCCAGAUGUUGUGAAAUAGCUAACAUCGCAGGGAUUCUUUCAUAUGGUUAAAUUAUGAGGCAGUAUUGCGCUGGUGAUUUGGACCCAGUUGAAGCUGGAUUGUAGGUUUGUGCGCGGCUAAAACACCUGUUAGCUUCAGUAGUAAUUACAUGUGAUGGGCAGAGGCUCCAAGGCCCUAAACUGCUGCAGAUGGGAUCAUAUGAUAAAUGUGCGGUGCAAAGGAGGGCUACUGAAAAUAUUCAAAGGUGCACUAUGGAACUUUUCUGGUUGUUCUGUCAAGGAGAUUGUAUGAUUUGCCUGGAAUGUUCCACAGUAUGACAUUAAAUCUAUGUACAUGGAGACAACCAGGUGACGCUACAAGGCCAAGUUACGUAUCAGAUCUGCGGAGAUGUAAUCCCUUUUUUUGUCUUUAAUGUUUUGCAUGUUUUUGAGCAACAAAAAUGCCUGCAAUUGAAUUUAUCUCACUUCAAAGAUGUUCAGGUUCAUCUUCCAAGGUUAUUGUUGAAUAAUUCAAUUUAAUAAUGUAUUGUGAAACAUUCCAGGUUAAGCAAUAUAUCCAUACUGGCGGAACCCCAACUGGGAAAGUUGCACAGUGCACCUUUACAGUAAGAUAA